AUGGGUGACCUGGUUGACUCGACCAUGGGCCGUUCUUCGCGACAGCAGCAGACUUGCGCCUCCAGGGAGAGGGUGAAGAUGAUCCAGGGCAUACAAAGCAUGGCCCCGGCCCACGGCACCGAUCGCGGCGCAGCGGCGCGGAGCGUGCUGACCGGCUUCGGGGAGGAAGACGUGCAGAUGACGGAGCGGCAGCCGAGGAGACGGCAGGCGAUCGCCUUCUCGAUAAUAUGCCGCCACCUGGACUCGAUGCGGGAAAGAGACGGAGGCGACGUCAGCCAGCUCUGCCAGUUCGUCGGCGGCGAGGGCGGCACCGGCAAGUCGCGCGUCAUCGAAGCACUCGUGGGCCUCUUCGCCGCCAAGGGGCCGGGCGAGAACACGGCGAGGAACGUCGACGGCUCCCGGAUGGACUGGCGGGACAAAGACGUGCUCGUCAUCGACGAGGUGAGCAUGCUCGGCGCGCGGACGCUGCACGCCGUCAACGAGCGGCUCUGCCAGCUCCGGGGAUCGCGGCGGGACUUCGGCGGCAUCCCCAUCGUCCUCUUCUGCGGGGACUUCCACCAGUUCCGCCCGGUCCAGGAGCGGUCGAUCCUGCUGCCGAGCGCCGCCGUCUCGUGGGACGAGGACAGCUCGUUCAGGGCCGAGCAGCGCCACCAGCACGACAGGGCGCACGCGCUGUGGAGGCGGUUCACGACCGUCGUCAUGCUGGACGAGCAGAUGCGCGCCGCCGGCGACCCGGAGCUGCAGGGGCUCCUGCGGCGGAUCCGACGGGCGCGGAUCCCGUGGGAAACGGGCAUCACGGUGGUGACGCCGCUCAACAGGAACCGGUGGAACCUCAACAUGGAGGCGAGCCUGGCGUUCCAGAUCCAGCAGCGGUCGACGGUGCGCAUCUUCCUCUCCGAACACAAGUGGAAGGACGGCCUGCCGACCGAGGAAGAGGCCAUCACGAUGCUGAACCAGGGCGACGACAGCGCGAUCCCGGUGCCGGCCGUCUUCAUGUUCGUGCCGGGGAUGCCGGUCGUCGUGAACCACAACACUCACCAGGGGCUGAAGCUGGUGAACGGCGCCGGCUACACGGCGGCGGAGGUCAUCAUCGACAAGGCGUACCCGGGGCAUCGGAUCUCGGCCGACAUGACGAUCCACUUCGGGCCGCCGGCGGCGAUCAUACUGGGGUCGGAGACGACCAAGGACUUCCACUUCGUCGGGAUGCCGGCCGGCACCAUCCUGCUGACGCCCAUGAGCGUCAGGGUCCAGCGUCAGCGGAAGCGACCGUGGCAGCAGAACGACGUCAGCCGCAAGGGCCUGCCGUGCGCCGCCGCCUUCGCGUGCACCGAUUACAAAGUGCAGGGGGGGACGCUGGAGCGCGUGGCGCUCGAGCUGCGGGGGACGAGGACGACCAACGUCGGCGGACGCGCCGUCCCGUCGCAGUGCGACCCGUACAGCCUGUACGUGCAGCUAUCGCGGUGCCCGACGCUGGACGGCAUCAUGCUCGUGUCGAAGGUGCGAGAGAGGGACCUGGUGGGAAACCGGGUCCCCGGGGAGAUGACCGCCGCACAGGCGAGACUGGAGGAACUAAGCGACAGAAGCGUUCGGGAGGCGCUGUGCUGGCUCGGCGACGACUUGGACGCCGCGAGGCAAGAGAGGGAAGGCUUGGUAGGCACGACGUCGUCGGACGCCGCGGGAACGGCUGACCGCGGGAACGGCUGA
Messenger RNA from Hirsutella rhossiliensis, 1704 nucleotides. Its product is annotated as PIF1-like helicase domain-containing protein. Gene Ontology annotation, biological process: DNA repair; telomere maintenance. The record is from RefSeq and is a predicted model, not a curated record. Gene Ontology annotation, molecular function: DNA helicase activity. NCBI's taxonomy places the organism in Eukaryota, Fungi, Ascomycota, Sordariomycetes, Hypocreales, Ophiocordycipitaceae. The transcript is spliced from 5 exons. The coding region runs from base 1 to 1704 and encodes 567 amino acids.